CAACAGUGAAAACGAAUUCACCAAGAAAGGAAGACGCCAUCAAACAAUGAUACUGACCCUAUGCGUGAUUUUCGUCUCUACGAGAUCAGCUGCGGCAGCAUCACUGGGGUAUGGAAACAUGAAAAUCGAAGGAACUGGAAAAAUAAGUCCUGAUCAGACAUCCAUGGAUAUACACUUUGAAAUAGCAAACGUCAAGAAGACCCAGCUAUCAACACCAACAAGCUUUGGCAUGAAGCCAGCUCCUCUGCCAAUUGCGGUACAACCUGACGCACAUGCCCCGAAGCCAUACUCGUUUAAAGACAAGUGGUAUCAAACAGACAAACCGUCUUUUGGGAUAGAAACAGAUAGAGAAUUUCUGAAGUCAGCACUGGAGUCUCAUAACAGAUUUCGAGCAAUCCAUAACUCGCCCCCUCUUAGAAUCAACAUGAAGAUGUCAAGGGAAGCUGAACUAUUUGCAAAGAAACUUUUAAAAAGGGGUGCAAAGAACCAACCAAUGAUGCACGAGGACGUUCUUGUCCUGCGCAAGGAAGAUGAAGGAGAGAAUUUAGCAUCAGGAGGAAGCGGCUUGGGUGGACUGACUGCGUAUGGCGCAGUAAAAAAUUGGUACAACGAGGUUUGCACUUACAACUGGGGCAAAGGCGGUUAUGAGCCACAAGCUGCUCACUUCAUGCAAGUCGUUUGGAAAAAUAGCACGGAAUUUGGAAUCGGAAAAGCGGAAGGACGGAGAAAUGGUCGACGUUACACCUACAUAGUGGCGCGUUACAAGCCAGCCAUCAGAUACGACACUAUGGAAAACGUGCUGAAGGGCAAGUUUAAUCCAUCCUAUUGUAAACCGAAGCCUACCUUUUCACUGUUAGAUGGUAAUCAAAGCAGGCCUAGAUCAAAAGUGCGACCAAUCUUUGUGGCUCGUUUUCCAAAACAACCCGUUCAUACUCACAAGAAGCCAGCGAUUUUACAUAAAUCAUAUUCCUUGAAUAGGAGCAGGAUUAAUCAAAAGGAAAUGGUAAACCGGUCGGCAGGUUCGUAUGACUCAAGCAAUGCCAAGUACAAUGAGAGAUACUUAAAGGCUGUAGGCAAAGCAACUCACUACGCGCAAGGUCACCUGAACGAUAAACUAAGCUAUUACGCCGGAAACUCCUGGAGCGCAAACACCGAAAACCGAUCGUCCACGACAGCGUCCGAGUAUUUCCCGAAGCAAGCCGAAGUUCUAGAGGAGUUCUUCGAGGGAGACGAUCCAGAUAAAGAAAAAUAUUAUCAAGGAAAUGGAAAAUAUGGAACUGUAGAAAGCAUGAGGCAUAGUCUCAUACCCGUUAUGAACAGUGAGGAUGCCGAGAUUGACGAUGACCCAUCCGAAGAAGAACAAUCAGCAAAAAGGCUGCCACCAAAACAAUCUUAGAACAAUUUGCCAGUUGCACUCGAGCAAUGUAUUUAUAACACCUUGGAAAAUAAGGCACUAGAUAUA
Molecule: messenger RNA, 1462 nt
Organism: Pocillopora verrucosa
Lineage: Eukaryota; Metazoa; Cnidaria; Anthozoa; Scleractinia; Pocilloporidae
Source: RefSeq, a predicted model, not a curated record